UCCCGUUUCGCGCGAGACUCAUCAUCCAGCGAACAUGACCGUCAAACUGAAGCUGAAAGAUGUGAAGGACAAGCUGAAGGAGGACACCCUGGACCUCAGCUUGUGCGACUUGGAGGAAGUGCCUGUGCGAGAAAUCGCAUCUCUUAGGAAAGCAACAAAUGUUAAUUUGUCAACCAACCUUCUGGUUUCGCUGCCGGCCACUUUUGUUACUUUAAAACAAAUUGUAAAAUUGGAUCUUAGCAGAAACAUGCUGAUUGAACUGCCUGAAAAUUUUGGUGAGAUGACACAGUUGAAACAUUUGGAUUUGUAUGCUAACAAGAUUAGCAGAUUACCUCUGAGUUUAAGCGAACUGAAAAAUCUGAAGUGGUUGGACUUAAAGGAGAAUCCUUUGACUGAGGCAGUGGCCAGUGUUGCUGGACCAUGCAGCAAUAUGCGGGAGUGCCAGGCAUGCGCUCGUAAUAUCGUCACUUAUCUGUCCAACGUCAAGCUUGUCAUCGAGGAGGAAAGAUUACGUAGAUUAAAUAAUGUUACAGGCGAUGGAAACAAGGAGGUGACAAGUACAAAGAAAGAGGGUAAAAGAAAGAGGAGGAAGAAUGUAGAAAGGACAGAGAAGACAAAUGGAAAUAAAACCGAUUCUCCAACUCAGAGCGUGGGAUUGCAGGACAAUAGCGAUAGCGUAAAAUUAACAGGAUCGACAUCCGACAGCGCGUCCGCUGGUAAAUUGUACGAAUCCACAGGUUCUGGACUGUGCCGGUCUCUCACGUGGGUAAUCAUGUGGCUCUUCAUGAUUAGCUCGUUGCUUAUCAUAACGCUGAUAAUACUCUCGUGGCGUUACGAGCAACAGACUGACACAUUCCUGCAAAAUGCACAGACGUUGUCGGGCCUGCCGUUGAAGAGUUAUCAUCGGCAGGCUACGGAUUAUUUGCAGCAUAUAAUAAAGCUCGCGACCAUGCACAUCGAGUCGAUUAUCGACGGUGCCAACGAUUUUUACAGAACGCAAUUCGAAAGUGACACGAGCAAGACGGGGAAGGAGCUAUAAAAAAAAGACUAUUUGCUUGUUUCCAUUUAACUCUGAAAUGCUGCUCAAAUUUUUCUUAUUAACACACUACUCUGAGUGGAAACUCAUCAACAUAAUUAAGCUUUUUUUUACACUUUUUAUGUCUACAGGUCCUUUUUGUAUAGGUUGUUAAAGUCCCAGAAAGCACAAAAUAUUAUCAUAAAUAUUUAUAAAUACUCUACAAA
This is a messenger RNA of Monomorium pharaonis (pharaoh ant), 1242 nucleotides long. Its product is annotated as leucine-rich repeat-containing protein 59. Gene Ontology annotation, molecular function: protein binding. The transcript has 6 exons. NCBI's taxonomy places the organism in Eukaryota, Metazoa, Arthropoda, Insecta, Hymenoptera, Formicidae. Bases 35 to 1039 code for a protein of 334 amino acids. The record is from RefSeq and is a predicted model, not a curated record.